AUGGCAUCAACCAAGUGUUCACGUCUCCUCCUGAGGCGCGCAAGACCUCAACUUCAACGAUUGGCCUCCAGACCAUACAGCGUUGCGGCGAGAGCCACGGAAUUCCUACAAACACACAGUCCAGAUCUUACGGAAUCCCAAAAGGCCGUAAGAGAGGCCAUUGGCAAGAUCUGCCAAAAGUACCCCGACGAAUACUGGCUAGCACGGGAGCAAAGCAAAGAGUUCCCCGCCGACUUUUACCACGACCUCGCCAAAGGAGGAUGGCUAGGGAUUUGCCUCCCUGAAAAAUAUGGCGGAUCGGGCCUCGGCCUCGCCGAAGCCAGCACCAUGAUGCAGACGAUUGCCGAGUCCGGAGGCGGAAUGCAGGCGGCGUCCGCUGUGCACAUCAACAUUUUUGGCCUCGAGCCCGUCGCCAAAUUCGGCACGGAGCAGCAGAAGAAGAGGUUCCUCGAGCCGCUCAUCGCCGGGCGAGAGCGAGCCUGCUUUGCCGUCACGGAGCCAAACACGGGACUGGACACGCUGAAAUUACAGUCAAAGGCAGUGCGCGACGGGGACCACUACGUGCUCUCGGGGCAGAAGAUUUGGAUAACUACGGCGCAAACUGCGCAAAAGAUUCUUAUUCUGGCGCGAACCACUCCCAUCAGCCAGGUGAAAAAGUCUUCGGAAGGGCUGUCGCUCUUCUACACUGACCUCAACGACACUUUGCCCAUCCAAAUCACCGAGAUUGACAAGAUGGGUCGCGGCGCCAUCGACAGCAAUUCCGUCUUUUUUGACGGCUGGAAGGUUCCUUGCAAAGAUAGAAUUGGGGACGAGGGCCAUGGUUUUAAACUGAUUAUGCAUGGCAUGAAUGCCGAACGCAUCCUCAUCGGCUGCGAAGCGCUGGGCUUGGGGUAUGCCGCGCUGCGAAGAGCGGCGCUCUACUCGAAUGAGCGGGUUGUGUUUGGCAGGCCGAUAGGACAAAACCAGGCAAUACAGCAUCCUCUGGCUGACAGCUGGAUGAACCUGGAAGCCGCUCGACUCGUGCUUGCCCAGGCAGCCAGGAUGUACGACGACGGCUAUCAAGGCGGCGAAUAUGCCAAUGCGGGAAAAUAUCUUGCUGCCGAAGCCGCCUUCAAGGCGUGCGAGAGAGCCGUCAUGUGUCAUGGCGGAAUGGGAUAUGCCAAAGAGUAUCACGUAGAGCGGUAUCUGAGGGAGGUUUUGAUUCCCAGGAUUGCCCCCGUGACCAAGGAAAUGAUAUGUAACUAUAUUGGACAACGAGUCUUGGGCCUACCGAAAUCGUAUUGA
Metarhizium brunneum ARSEF 3297 is the source of this 1284-nucleotide messenger RNA. RefSeq names its product Acyl-CoA dehydrogenase fadE12. Gene Ontology annotation, molecular function: acyl-CoA dehydrogenase activity; flavin adenine dinucleotide binding. The record is from RefSeq and is a predicted model, not a curated record. Lineage: Eukaryota; Fungi; Ascomycota; Sordariomycetes; Hypocreales; Clavicipitaceae.